This is a messenger RNA of Sabethes cyaneus, 2172 nucleotides long. It is a transcript of the gene Eaat2, whose product is annotated as excitatory amino acid transporter. Gene Ontology annotation, cellular component: plasma membrane. The coding region runs from base 368 to 2011 and encodes 547 amino acids. The transcript has 5 exons. NCBI's taxonomy places the organism in Eukaryota, Metazoa, Arthropoda, Insecta, Diptera, Culicidae. Gene Ontology annotation, molecular function: L-glutamate transmembrane transporter activity; neutral L-amino acid transmembrane transporter activity; glutamate:sodium symporter activity. The record is from RefSeq and is a predicted model, not a curated record. Gene Ontology annotation, biological process: L-glutamate transmembrane transport.
UUGUGGUUCACUGGGUACGGUCGCUUCUCUAGUCGCUGGCUGGCUGGCUGGCUUGCUUCGAUCCGGGUGAUAGAUAGAAAAGUUCGGCGGCCGGCGUGUCAAUGGAAACUAGUGAUUGUUCAAGUGCAGGGACUCCUAAGUGGAUUAUUUGUUGUGUGAACAGUGCGCACCGUCGCCUUUCGGUUACCCUAUAGUAGCAGGCAGCUGUAUAGUUUUUCGCUGUUCCGUGGCCUACGAACGGACGGAUUGUUGUGCGACUGGUUUUGGAAUACAUUUAUUUUUUGUUUGGAUUGCGUCAGCUGUAACAGCAGAUCCGGGAGAUGAAGGUAGAUUCACGAUUUUAUUUGAAGGAAAAGCAACUCAAGGAAUGCAGCGCCCAGUUAGAAUGAAACAGUUCAACUACUAUUCGGAAACGUGCUCGAUCAAUGGAAUGGCACAAAGUGAGCAGCAAUUCCUGCGGGGUGACAGCCAGCGUCAAACACCGGUUGUGAAGCCCAAAUCGAUUUGGUGUGAAUUCGUUUCGGAAAAUAAGCUGAUUCUGGUCACGCUGAGUGGUGUUAUUCUGGGUGUGCUGUUGGGUUUCACCCUUCGACCGCUGGCCCUAUCGGCGGACACCAUUAUGCUGAUCGCCUAUCCGGGCGAGCUGUUCAUGCGCGUGCUAAAGCUGAUGAUUCUUCCGCUGGUGAUUGCAAGUCUGAUCAGCGGUUCUUCCAGUCUGAAUGCCAAGCUGAACGGAAAAAUCGCGCUGCGGACGUUCGUUUACUUCGCACUCACGUCCCUGUUGAAUGCCAUACUCGGUACCUUCUUGGUACUGCUAAUUCACCCGGGCGAUCCCAGAAUGCAUGAGGCCAUGGCCGAAUACACGGUUGCUGGUGGCCGGACGGUUACACUGAUGGAUAGUAUCUUAGAUUUGGGAAGAAACAUAUUUCCGGACAACAUAUUUCAAGCCGCACUCCAACAAGCCCACACCGUCUACGUACCGAAAGAAAGUACCACCAACGGGAGCGGUAUUCUACCCAUUGCUAGCACCCACCAACAAACGAAACCAACCAGCACGCAGAACACCUUCACCUGGGAUGACGACGAGGAGUUGAUACGGAUCGUCGAAUACCGUCCGGGAACCAAUACGCUGGGGAUAGUGUUCUUCUGUUUGGUUUUCGGAACCCUUUUGGGAACCAUCGGUAGCAAGGGCUACGUUGUGGUUCAAUUCUUCUCGGCAAUUUUCGAAGUCAUCAUGAAGAUGGUAACCGGCGUGAUGUGGCUGACUCCGGUAGGAAUCGGUAGUGUGAUUGCGGGGAAAAUAUUGGCCGUUAGUGAUAUCAGCCUGGUGAUGACUCAAUUGGCUUGGUUCAUCUUUACGGUGGCUUUCGGUGUUCUUCUGUAUCAGUGGAUUAUCAUUCAGGCAAUUUAUUUCUUCUUUCUGAGAAGAAACCCAUUCAAGUUUUAUGUGGCACUAAUCCAACCGUUAUUGACGGCAUUCGCUACGGCUUCUACUGCGGCUGCUUUACCGAUAACGUUUCGAUGUAUGAAUGAAAAAUUAAAGGUGGAUUCGAGGAUAACACGAUUUGUGCUGCCGAUCGGGGCUAAUAUUAACAUGGAUGGAACGGCACUGUUCAUAUCGAUCUCGUCGAUCUUCAUUGCGCAGAUGAGCAGCAUGCAGCUGAAUGUGGGUCAAAUUUUGACCGUGGUACUAACUUCGACGGCCGCUUCGAUGAGCUCGGCCAGCAUCCCGAGUGCCGCGCUGGUGCUGCUGCUGGUCGUACUAACCGCGAUCGAUGCUCCGAUGCACAACGUCACGCUGCUGUUCGCCGUGGAUUGGUUCGUUGACCGCAUCCGGACGACUAAUAAUUUCCUCGGGGAUUGUUACUGUGCCGCCAUCGUGGAACAUCUAUCCAAGCGCGAACUGAAGCUUACCGAGCCGAACGAGGGAGCGCACUACCGAGAGGACGACGAACUUACCCUGGACGACGAGGGUAAAGUUCCCGCUAGAAGUUCCACCGGAGAAGUUUAGGAGCCCCGAGCCUUAGAGCCUACACCCACCUACAGCAACACUCUCUUAGAUAGAGAGAUAGAGAGAUUCUAGUGCGAUGAACUCACCGACUAGGUCGGUGAAAUGUGAUAUUGAAUAACCUGUUUGUUUUGUUAGUUUAAGUAGCAAAAGGUAAUGUUAUG